AUGUUCGCGCGUGGUUUCUCUACCUCGUUGCUUGCCCGCAAUGCCGUGGCUGCCUCUCGCCCAUCGCCAAAGGAAUUUGCUGUGAAAGACCCAAAAGUUUUGGCUAAGAGAGCACAGCGCAAGAAAACUAAGCAUAAGCAGCCUCCACAAUCUCAUCCAUUAUACAUGGAAGUGCCUCAGGCAAUGAAGUUCCUUCGUGCUGCCGAGGUAGGUCAGCCAGCCAAGAAAACAACCAUCGCAGUUCAGUUGAUGGUCAUUCCAGAGAAAGGUUCUACACCUUUGCAAGGCAAGAUUUUCUUCCCCAAGCCCAUCAAAGACAACAAAGUACUUGUGUUUACGCUGGAUGACAACACACGUGCUGAGAUCAAUAAGUUGGACGACACCAUUGUGGUGGGAGGUUCUGGUUUGAUUGAGCAGAUUCAGCUGGGAGAAUUGGACAUUGGUAAAUUCAACCAGUCGUACGCCACGCCAGAAAUGGUUCCUAUGCUCAGACCAAUUGCACGUGCGUUGGGUCCUAAGGGAUUAAUGCCUACAGCUAAGAGAGGAACUGUGUCUGAAAGUGUUGUGCAGCUCUUGGAGGAGAACUUUGGAGCCUUUAAUUUCAAGCAAAAGGGUAACCUUUUGAGCAUUCCUGUUGGACGUUGUGACUUCAGUGAUGGGGAAAUCAUCCGGAACCUCCAGGCAGCAUCUGAUGCUGUUUACGCCUGCCAACCUCCAGGAACUAAGAAACCCAACUUGAUUGGACAAUGUUAUAUUAGCAGCACAUUGGGACCGGCCAUGGUGAUUGACUUCAAGAACUAA
Sungouiella intermedia is the source of this 801-nucleotide messenger RNA. Lineage: Eukaryota; Fungi; Ascomycota; Pichiomycetes; Serinales; Metschnikowiaceae. The record is from the annotation of a GenBank genome assembly.